Messenger RNA from Vidua macroura (Pin-tailed whydah), 3289 nucleotides. RefSeq names its product growth arrest specific 2 like 1 (gene GAS2L1). Bases 317 to 2494 code for a protein of 725 amino acids. The transcript is spliced from 6 exons. Gene Ontology annotation, molecular function: actin filament binding; microtubule binding; cytoskeletal adaptor activity. Gene Ontology annotation, cellular component: cytoplasm; actin filament; microtubule plus-end. Lineage: Eukaryota; Metazoa; Chordata; Aves; Passeriformes; Viduidae. The record is from RefSeq and is a predicted model, not a curated record. Gene Ontology annotation, biological process: protein localization to microtubule plus-end; microtubule bundle formation; actin crosslink formation.
UAUAAUGUUGGCCACAACAUUAUGAGUCCUCCUUGUCUGUACUUUAGUAUUUUUCACCGUUUGUGGAGAAACAUUAAAACCAAGUUCAACGGUAGCGUGAUGAAUUCUUUCUUCCCCCCCUUCCCCGAAAAUAAAACCGGUUGUUUAACGCGCCCCCGCCCCCCCUCCCCGCCUGUAACGCUGUGAACGGUUGUGACGGUUGUUUUUUUAAAUAAAAUUCCCGCUGUUUGUAACCGCACCAUUGCUGGCCUUUCUUGAGAGCACCCCUGGGAGCCGGGGGGGCGCGGCCCCCGGGCCCGGGCCGGGGCAGCUUGCCAUGGCCGACCCCAGCCACAUCCAGUCGGCCGCCUCCAAGAGCAUCCGCCCCUUCCGCUCCAGCGAGGAGUACCUGGAGGCCAUGAAGGAGGAUCUGGCCGAGUGGUUCAACACCCUCUACGACCUGGACAUCCAGGUGGACACCUUCCUGGAGAGCCUGGAGACGGGAUGUCACCUCUGCCGCCAUGCCAACAACGUCAACCGCACCGCCCUGGACUUCCAGGAGCGGCACCCCGAGGCGGCCGCGCGCAUGCGGGUGCCCCAGAACGAGGUGGUCUUCCAGGCCAAGAACGUGGUGCCCGGCUCCUUCAUCGCCCGGGAUAACGUCUCCAACUUCAUCCAGUGGUGCCGGCAGGACCUGGGCAUCCAGGACGUGCUCAUGUUCGAGACCAACGACUUGGUGCUGAAAAAGAACGAGAAGAACUUUGUCCUCUGCCUGCUGGAGGUGGCCAGGAGGGGCUCCAAGUUUGGGAUGCUGGCCCCCAUGCUGAUCCAAAUGGAGGAGGAGAUCGAGGAGGAGAUGAGGGACCAAAUGGCCGACGGCGCGCUGGGCUCGCGCCGGGAGAGCCGGGACCCCCAGGCGGGCGCCUACCCCAGCCGGGCCCGGCCCAUCACCCUGUGCGACCUCAAGAACCUGGACGAGCUGGUGAGACACGCGCUCCCCUGGGAGCCCUGUGCCUGGGUGCGGGAGAUCCUGGGCUGCUGCUCCUGCCCCUCGCAGUUCCCCAUGGUCAAGGUCUCGGAGGGGAAGUACAAAGUGGGCGACUCCAACACGCUCAUCUUCGUCCGAGUGCUGCGGAGCCACGUCAUGGUGCGCGUGGGCGGCGGCUGGGACACACUGGAACAUUACCUGGACAAGCACGACCCGUGUCGCUGUGCUGCCCUCUCUCACCGCCUGCCCCAGCCCCGCAUCCCGGGCAUGUCCCCCCAAAAAGCAGCUCCCGGCACCUCCUCGUCCCGCGCCUCCAGCCCCAGCACCCCCCGGCGCCCCCGGCCCGCCGGGCCCCCCCCGGCCGGGGCGGAGCGGGAGCGGGGCCCCCAGCCCCGGGGGGACCCCCCGAAGCCCCCCAGGCAGGAGGGUUUGCCCCCCCGCGGGGGUGCCCCCCCCCGCUCCGGCAGCCCCUCCAGGAGCCCCGCGGAGCCGCGGGGAGCGGGGACGCUCAGGCCGCGCGCUCCCGCUCGCUCCCGGCGCUGCUCGGGCGACAGCGACUCCUCGGCCGCCAACGCGCAGAGCGGCCCCCGCCGCCCCCCGGCCCGCCGGGACCCCGCGGACCCCCCCGCUCCGGGCUCCCCCCGCACCCCCCGCGCCUCCCGCAGCCCCGGGCGCGGCCCCGCGCCGCUGCUGCUCAUCCGCCGCCGGCCCGACGGGCAGCACUCGUGGGCACGGGCUGAGUCCCCCGCGGCCGGGGCCGGUCCCGCGGGGAGCCCCGGGGGACGGCGCGACCCCCGGCCCGGCCCCGGGGACCCCGAGGAGCUGGCGCGGAGGCUGCGGGCCCCGCGCUGGCUGGAGCCCGGGCAGGAGCAGCGGCUGUUCCAGCGGCUGGAGGAGGAAUUCCUGGCCAACACGCGGCUGCUGGAGCAGCUGGGGGACACGGAGAGCCCCCCCCCCGCGCCCCCCGCCACCGCUGACUCGGCCUAUUGCUCCUCGUCAUCCUCGUCUUCCUCCCUGAACGUCUUCGCCAAGCACGGGCUGCCCGCCGAGGACGGGCGGCGGGGCGGGAGCAGCGAUGGGAACAACAACGGGAACAACGGCGGGUGCCCCCCGCUGCCGGCCAACCCCACCCUGGCAGAUGCGAGGCGCCGCUCCACCUUCUCCAGCUCCUCCGACGAGAGCUGCUGCUUCCCGGCCUCCUGGGACAACCGGGAGAGCGCGGGGAACCCCGGCUCCGACACCGACUGGGCCACCGGCGACGACGAGCUGAUAGAGAUGGAGGAGAGCCCCGGGCCGGGGGUCCCCGCGCCCCCGCCGCGGCCCUGGGCCAAGCCCCGGCUGGACACGCAGCCCCACAAGGCGCCCUCCCGGAUCCCCACGCCCCGGGGGUACGGGGCGGGCGCCCACCGGGCCCCGAACGGCAGCCCCAGGGCCUGGGGGGCUCUGCAGAGCGUCCCCUCCUCCCUCCUGGAGCCCCCCUGGGCCCCGCGGGAGCGCGAGGGGCUGGAGGAGAACGCGUGGCCGUGAGGGGCCGAUGGCCAUGGCAGCUCCUGGCAGCCCCUGGGGACGCCCCCGAGCUGCUGGGGAGGGUGGAGGCGGCACCUGAGUGGAGACGCCCGGCCCGCUGAUGGCCACAGAGCUGGGGGGGCCAGGACCUCUUCACGUGGUGACUGUUGGCAUUGGGGUGGGCCCUGCAAGGAGCCCCCAGCCCCAGCUGGGCCCAAAGGGUGCCAGGGUGUCCCCAUGCCCUGGGGAGCAGCUCCACAGGAGGGGCCGGCGUGCGGUCAGGGCAGUGGUGGCCAGAGCAGAGCUGGCAGUGGGGCUGGAGAGCAGCCAGUUCUUCUCUUCCUGGGCUCUUCAUCUCUCCUCAUUCUUCUCCACUUGUUCUCCUUAUCUUGACCUUCUCGUCUUCUCCUCCUCCUCUUGCUAUUCUUGUCAUCCUCCUCCUCAUCUUCUCUCUCCUCUCUUCCUUUGGGCUGCCUUCUCCUUGUCUUUCCUCCUCUUGGCCUUCACAUCCUUUUCCCUCAUCAUCUUCUCUUCUUGACCUUCCCCUCUUUUCUUCUUGGCCUCAUCAUCAUCACCUCCUUGGCCACUUUCUCAUCUCUCCUCUCCAGUCUCUCUUCUCUCCACCCCUGAGAGGACUUGGGCACAUGCAGUUUGUCACAAGCCCCAUUUCAGGGCAAGAGGAGGUCACUCUUCCCUCUCCAGCCCCCAGCUGGCCACAGCACUGCUCACAGCUCGUGUUGAUGUCCCCAGGGUGGGACAGGGCUGUGCCCCCACCCCUGCAUGUCCUCUCCAGCCAGUAAAGACCAACGGAGCUGA